CCAUGAUUCCCGUCACGGAAUUGCGCUACUUUGCGGACACCCAGCCGGCGUACCGCAUCCUGAAGCCCUGGUGGGACGUCUUUACGGACUACAUCUCCAUCGUGAUGCUAAUGAUCGCCGUAUUUGGCGGGACCCUCCAGGUCACCCAGGACAAAAUGAUCUGCUUGCCUUGCAAAUGGGUCACCAAAGACGCUUGCAACGAUUCUUCCCGCGAAUGGACGGCUGCAAACGUGGACCCCGGCUACUACAACGCUUCCCUGGGGACGCCCCUGGACCCUGGUCCCACCGGGAUCAAAUACGACCUCGACCGCCAUCAAUAUAACUACGUGGACGCCGUGUGUUACGAAAACCGCCUUCACUGGUUUGCCAAGUACUUCCCCUACCUCGUCUUGCUGCACACCCUCAUCUUCCUGGCCUGCAGCAACUUCUGGUUCAAGUUCCCCAGGACUAGCUCCAAACUGGAGCACUUCGUCUCCAUCCUCCUGAAGUGCUUCGACUCUCCGUGGACCACCCGGGCCCUGUCCGAGACGGUGGUGGAGGAGAGCGACCCCAAGCCGGCCUUCGGGAAGAUGAACGGCUCGAUGGAGAAGAAGUCCUCCAACAUCAGCGAAGACGUGGAGGCCACCGCCCCCAUGCUGCAGAGGACCAAGUCUCGGAUUGAGCAAGGCAUCGUGGACCGCACGGAGAACGGGGUCCUGGACAAGAAGGAAGGGGAGCAGGCCAAGGCUCUCUUCGAGAAGGUCAAGAAGUUCCGGACUCACGUGGAGGAAGGAGACAUCGUCUAUCGCCUCUACAUGAGGCAAACCAUCAUCAAGGUCAUCAAGUUCAUCCUCAUCAUUUGCUACACGGUCUACUACGUCAACAACAUCACCUUCGACAUCGAUUGCAAAGUGGACAUUGAGAGCCUGACGGGCUACCGCAUGUACCGCUGCGCUCACCCCCUGGCCACCCUCUUCAAGAUCUUGGCGUCCUUCUACAUCAGCCUGGUGGUCCUCUACGGCCUGAUCUGCAUGUACACCCUGUGGUGGAUGCUCCGGAGGUCCCUCAAGAAGUACUCCUUCGAGUCCAUCCGAGAGGAGAGCAGCUACAGCGACAUCCCCGACGUCAAGAACGACUUCGCCUUCAUGCUCCACCUGAUCGACCAGUACGACCCUCUCUACUCCAAGCGCUUCGCCGUCUUCCUCUCGGAGGUGAGCGAAAACAAGCUCCGGCAGCUGAACCUCAACAACGAGUGGACGCUGGAGAAGCUGCGCCAGAGGAUCACCAAGAACUCCCAGGACAAGCUGGAGCUGCACCUCUUCAUGCUCAGCGGCAUUCCCGACACGGUCUUUGACCUGCUUGAGCUGGAGGUCUUGAAACUGGAGCUCAUCCCCGACGUCACCAUCCCGCCCAGCAUCGCCCAGCUCACCAGCCUGAAGGAGCUCUGGCUGUACCACACGGCGGCCAAAAUCGAGGCCCCGGCUCUGGCCUUCUUGAGGGAGAACCUGAAAUCCUUACACAUCAAGUUCACGGACAUUAAGGAGAUUCCCUUGUGGAUUUACAGCUUGAAGACCCUGGAAGAGCUUCAUCUGACGGGGAACCUGAGCGCCGAGAACAACCGCUACAUCGUGAUCGACGGCCUGCGGGAGCUGAAGAGGCUGAAGGUCCUGAGGCUGAAGAGCAACCUGACCAAGCUGCCCCAGGUGGUGACGGACGUGGGCGUCCACCUGCAGAAGCUCUCCAUCAACAACGAAGGCACCAAGCUCAUGGUCCUCAACAGCCUGAAGAAGAUGGUCAACCUGACGGAGCUGGAGCUCAUCCGCUGCGACCUGGAGCGCAUCCCUCACUCCAUCUUCAGCCUCCACAACCUGCAGGAGAUCGACCUCAAGGACAACAACCUCAAGACCAUCGAGGAGAUCAUCAGCUUCCAGCACCUCCACCGCCUCACCUGCCUUAAGCUCUGGUACAACCAAAUUGCCUACAUCCCCGUGCAGAUCGGCAACCUGACCAACCUGGAGCGCCUCUACCUGAACCGCAACAAGAUCGAGAAGGUGCCCACCCAGCUCUUCUUCUGCCGGAAGCUCCGCUACCUGGAUCUCAGCCACAACCUCUUGAUUUGCCUGCCGGCGGAAAUCGGGGCGCUGCAGAACCUGCAGAACCUCGCGGUGACGGCCAACAGG
This is a messenger RNA of Thamnophis sirtalis, 2159 nucleotides long. Lineage: Eukaryota; Metazoa; Chordata; Lepidosauria; Squamata; Natricidae. The record is from RefSeq and is a predicted model, not a curated record.